UUCAAUUUAAACAACCAAUCUUCAGGUCAAUCUCAAAGCCCAGCCAAACUCAACAGCCAACUUCAGAAGCUGAUCAAACAGCAAGAUGAAGGGGUCACUGUUGCUCACGGCAGUUGCUGUCUUUGCUGUCCAGACUCUGGCGCAUCCAGCCAAGUCUGAGCCUCCCCGCGAGCCCUCUCCAGUGGUUGAGGAUCGAGCAACCUCGCCCACCGUUGUGAUUUCUCCUUCAAACACGGUCAUCGGCGCAGUCUCCGGCACUGUCGAGUCUUACAACGGUAUCUACUUCGCAGAUGACCCAACAGGCUCACUGCGGCUUAGGCCGCCUCAGAAGCUCUCUACAGACCUGGGCGAUGCUUUUGACGCCUCAGGAACUGCAGCAGCGUGCCCUCAGAUGCUGGUAGCAACUGCCAGCCAAGAUGGUCUCUUUCUGGAGAUUGCAGGGUAUCUGCUGGACUCGCCGCCGUUCCAGACGGCGACUGAUGAGUCGGAAAAUUGCUUGACCGUCAGCGUCGCGCGACCUGCUGGAACGGUGGCUGGCGCAGGCCUACCAGUACUUUUCUGGAUCUUUGGUGGCGCUUUCGAGCUCGGUUCGACGUCUAUGUACGAUCCAUCCAGUCUCUUGAGCCAGGCUAUCGACCAGGACCAGCCUUUCGUCUUUGUCGCGGUCAAUUACAGAGUGGCUGGUUUUGGCUUUAUGCCAGGGGCUGAGAUUCUAGCUGACGGCGCUUCCAACCUUGGUCUUCUCGACCAGAGGAUGGCUCUCGAGUGGGUGGCGGACAACAUUGAGGCCUUUGGAGGUGACCCGACCAAAGUGACCAUCUGGGGCGAAUCGGCCGGCUCCAUCAGCGUGUUCGACCAAAUGGCUCUCUACGGAGGCAACAUUACUUACAACGGUCAGCCGCUGUUCCGAGGAGCCAUCAUGGAUAGCGGGAGUAUUACCCCUGCAGAUCCCGUCGACUGUCCCAAGGGGCAAACCGUGUACGACACCGUCGUUGAGGCCGCUGGAUGCGCCUCCUCGAAUGACACGCUGGAUUGCCUUCGCGCGCUGCCGUACGAGACCUUCCUCAACGCAGCAAACUCUGUCCCUGGCUUCCUUGGAUACCAGUCGGUGGCUUUAUCCUACCUACCAAGGCCCGAUGGGGUGGUCCUCAUAGACAGCCCAGAUGUCCUGGCUGCCAAUGGACAGUACGCUGCUGUGCCCAUGAUCAUCGGCGACCAAGAGGACGAAGGAACCAUCUUCGCGCUGUUCACAGACAACGUGACUACAACCGCGGACCUAGUCGAAUACUUCACCAGCAUCUUCUUCGAAGAUGCUACAGCCGAGCAGAUCGAAGGCCUUCUCGACACCUACCCAGACGAUAUCGUGUCCGGCUCCCCCUUCAGGACCGGUUUGUUCAACGAGCUGUACCCUCAGUACAAGCGAAUUGCUGCUGUUCUCGGCGACCUUGUCUUCACCCUUACGCGCCGGGUCUUCCUCGCUUCAACCACCGCGGUCAACCCCGAUGUCCCGUCUUGGAGCUAUCUUUCUUCCUAUGACUAUGGUACCGUGUACCUGGGAACCUGUCACGGCAGCGACUUGUUACAGGUCUUUUAUGGCAUCUACGACAACUAUGCAGCCGAUGAGAUCCGCACGUACUACUACAACUUCCUCUACAACCUGGACCCGAAUGAGGGCUACGGCGACUACCCUGACUGGCCGCAGUGGGCGGACACCGGCAGUGGUAACCAGCUGGCGUGGUUCUCAGCAGACUCGUCUACCUAUUUGACGGACGACUUCAGAAACGACAGCUAUACGUACAUCCUUGCCAAUGUUGAUUCGUUUCACAUCUGAGUUGUUGAGGAGAAUCGCUUUGGCUACUGGCAUUCAGUUCAGGAGGACACGAAAGGCUGUCGCGUGAGAAAAUGAUGUAACGAGAAGAUUCCGAAGUGCUCGAGCCACAUCGCCGAAGGGCUUGAAUUUUAUGGUACUUCAUGAUGAAUACAAUGAUCCCAGUAUG
This is a messenger RNA of Cryphonectria parasitica EP155, 1997 nucleotides long. RefSeq names its product lipase. The record is from RefSeq and is a predicted model, not a curated record. The coding region runs from base 86 to 1831 and encodes 581 amino acids. Lineage: Eukaryota; Fungi; Ascomycota; Sordariomycetes; Diaporthales; Cryphonectriaceae. The transcript is spliced from 2 exons.